AUGUCUGGUGUAUAUGCGAAGGAGGCUGAAGGCGACCCCUACCGGAAAGCCUGUCUUGUCCCCUAUGUGGACCCUGAUACGGCACCUCCUGGUAUCAAAGAAAAAUUAAAGGUGCUUCCCUUUCGGCGCAAUGUCCUCCUGACUCUAGCCCAUUCCCACGGAUUGUUUCCCCACUUUAGCGGCCUUCUCGGCGCUUGUUUUGAUGGAAAACAGCGCAGUAUCCCAGUCCUCGAGUGGCAGUUGAUCGUGCUACGGGUUGCUACUCUCCUCAAGGCCAAGUAUGAGUUUGAAGUGAAUCAACCCGUGGCUGAGGUGUUUGGGUUCCCUCAAGAAAAGAUGGAUACCAUUGGGUGCUCUAUCAACGACGUAUUGGAGGGUAAAGGCCCAUGGACUGAUCGAGACCGGGUGAUUCUUCGUCUUAUCGAAGAACAGCUAGAAGCUUAUGAUAAUAAGCAGGAGACAGUCAAAGACGCUUUGAAAUUGCUGUCUGUAGGGGAUGUAGUAGAGGUCUUAAUGAUAAUCGGUGUCUAUGCUUCAUUGGCUCGGGUGAUUAAAGGUCUGAAGGUCGACGAUGACAAGCCAACUCCUGAUUUAAAGGAGAAAAUCAAGGCUGCCAUUACUGACUGA
Molecule: messenger RNA, 627 nt
Organism: Aspergillus alliaceus
Lineage: Eukaryota; Fungi; Ascomycota; Eurotiomycetes; Eurotiales; Aspergillaceae
Product: AhpD-like protein
Exons: 1
Coding region: 1-627 (208 amino acids)
Source: RefSeq, a predicted model, not a curated record